AUGGAGAUGCCCUGCUGGGAAGGGAGCUGGGACCUGCAGGAGCUACUGGAGCAGCCGACAGCCUACAAGACGGUCUGCGGUGUCAACGGGCCCCUGGUGGUGCUGGACAAUGUGAAGUUUGCCCAGUACGCUGAAAUCGUGAACUUCAUGCUGCCCAACGGCACCAGCCGCAGUGGGCAGGUCCUGGAGGUGAUGGGCUCCAAAGCCAUCGUCCAGGUGUUUGAAGGAACAUCUGGGAUCGACGCCAAGAAGACCUCCUGCGAGUUUACCGGGGACAUCCUCCGGACCCCGGUUUCUGAGGACAUGCUGGGUCGGGUCUUCAACGGCUCCGCCAAACCCAUUGACAGCGGUCCCCCGGUGAUGGCCGAGGACUUCCUGGACAUUAACGGCCAGCCCAUCAACCCCCACGGCCGCAUCUACCCCGAGGAGAUGAUCCAGACCGGGAUCUCGCCCAUCGACGUGAUGAACAGCAUCGCCCGGGGCCAGAAGAUCCCCAUCUUCUCCGCUGCCGGUCUCCCUCACAAUGAGAUCGCCGCGCAGAUCUGCCGGCAGGCCGGGCUGGUGAAGAAGUCCAAGGACGUGGUGGACUACCACGAGGACAACUUCGCCAUCGUCUUUGCUGCCAUGGGGGUGAACAUGGAGACAGCUCGCUUCUUCAAGUCUGACUUCGAGGAGAACGGCUCCAUGGAGAACGUGUGCCUCUUCCUCAACCUGGCCAAUGACCCCACGAUCGAGCGGAUCAUAACCCCCCGCCUGGCCCUGACCACCGCUGAGUUCCUCGCCUACCAGUGCGAGAAGCACGUGCUGGUGAUCCUGACGGACAUGAGCUCCUACGCUGAGGCCCUGCGGGGGCUGGAGCAGAGUGCUGGGUUUCAGCCGAAGGAUGUGGUUGGGGGGGACUCGGACUUGGGGUGCCUGGGGGUGCGUGCAGGCACGGGUGCGCCCACGGACAUCACCCACCCCAUCCCCGACCUGACGGGCUUCAUCACCGAGGGGCAGAUCUACGUCGACCGGCAGCUCCACAACAGGCAGAUCUACCCCCCCAUCAAUGUGCUGCCCUCCCUCUCCCGCCUGAUGAAGUCGGCCAUCGGGGAGGGCAUGACCAGGAAGGACCACGGGGAUGUCUCCAACCAGCUGUACGCCUGCUACGCCAUCGGGAAGGACGUGCAGGCGAUGAAGGCGGUGGUGGGGGAAGAGGCGCUCUCGCCUGACGACCUGCUCUACCUGGAGUUCCUGCAGAAGUUCGAGAAGCAUUUCAUCACCCAGGGUCCCUAUGAGAACCGGAGCAUCUUCGAGUCCCUGGACAUCGGCUGGCAGCUGCUGCGCAUCUUCCCCAAGCAGCUGCUGAAGCGCAUCCCCGAGAGCAUCCUGGCCGAGUACUACCCGCGCGAGGCCAAGGUGCCGGGCCAGGGGCCGGCCAGCACGGCCCUCUAA
Molecule: messenger RNA, 1434 nt
Organism: Aptenodytes forsteri (emperor penguin)
Lineage: Eukaryota; Metazoa; Chordata; Aves; Sphenisciformes; Spheniscidae
Gene: ATP6V1B1
Product: ATPase H+ transporting V1 subunit B1
Exons: 14
Coding region: 1-1434 (477 amino acids)
Biological process (GO): ATP metabolic process; proton transmembrane transport
Molecular function (GO): ATP binding
Source: RefSeq, a predicted model, not a curated record